Molecule: messenger RNA, 4524 nt
Organism: Anneissia japonica
Lineage: Eukaryota; Metazoa; Echinodermata; Crinoidea; Comatulida; Comatulidae
Product: branched-chain-amino-acid aminotransferase-like protein 2
Exons: 2
Coding region: 171-1061 (296 amino acids)
Source: RefSeq, a predicted model, not a curated record
ACAAUCAAAGGUCAUACGUUAUUAGGUUGGAGAAUCUGCCUAUACAACAUCAGAUGCAGAUUAUUGCGGACAGAAUCUCGACUUCAGAAAGUAUUUUUGAAUAACGAUUCUUUAAAGAUAACUUUAUAUAUUGGUCAGUGAAACUCUAUACUAGUUUUGAUAUUACAAGAAUGAGUGAUACCCAGGUUCGUGUGAUUCUUUGGAGUAUACCCCGCACUGUCUCCACUGCCUUUGUAAAAUGCAUGAGUAAUCUAGAUGAUGUGCAAAUUAUACAAGAACCAUUUGAGUGCGCAUUUAAAGUGGGCCCAGAAAGUAAACGACAUUUUCGUGAACAUUUCGUCGCUAAAAGUGAUAAGAUAAAGUUGGAAUGCGAUUCUGGUUGUUGGGAUGCAGACAAGGCCACUUACCAGUUUGUGAAAGAAAAUAUUCUGGAGGCAAAUUAUCCAGGUAAGAAAGUGGUGUUUGUUAAAGACUUUUCAUACGCUAUCACCUGGAAGAUAAAUAUGUUGCCGAAGGGAUAUCGCCACGCAUUCUUGAUUCGAAAUCCUGCCAAAACAUUUGCAUCUUGGAAGAAACUGCUUGUCGCAUAUAAUGAUGCAUUGUCUCUUGGUACAAACCUAAUGGAGAACAAUGGUGCCAGCAUUCCUGAGAAAUACGGAUUUGGAGAAAGUUUCGAACUUUACGAGCAUCUCGUAAGAACAGGAAUCGAACCAAACCCCGUCAUUAUUGAUUCCGAUGAUCUUCUAGAAAAUCCGGAGUCAAUUUUGAGGCAGUUUUGUGACGGCAUAGGAAUUGAGUAUACAGAUAAACUGAUGAGUUGGAAUGCUGGAGAUGGUAUAGUACAGGAAUGGAAGAUACCGAAGGUGUUUUUACAAGGACACGAAUUAAUUGGCUAUUAUGAAAAAGCAUUUUCUAGCCAGAAAUUUGUUAAGCCUAAUCCAGCGCCAGAUCGAGCUGACUUGCCAAAUGAUGUCAACACUUGCAUUGACGCAGCGAUGCCCUAUUACGAAAAAAUGUACGCUCUCCGAUUGACAGCAGAGAAGACAGAUUUGGGGCUAUAGGAGGGUGUAUUUCCUCCUCACUGUAAUUGAUUUCUAUGGUACUGUAAAAUAUUCAGUGCCGUUAUUGUUCAGGUAGUUGAUUGACAGAAGUUACAGGUGACAACUGAUUAGUUAGGUCUACUCAGGUUGCUUUUGUAGUGGGUUAGUGGUGUUUGUUGAUCACUAAGAGAUAUAUUUAAUAGUAUGAGAUACGGUAUUGAGUAAAUUAACAUAAGAUUUAUAUUCUAGUGAAGUUGACCCUUAAAAAAAAAACCAUUACAUUCAUUAAACAUUAUGAACAAAAAAAAUACGUAUUAUAAUACAUAGUAAUAAUAAUGGUUCCACUUAGAAAGCGUAUAAUGCACUAGCUUCCAUAUGGUUCAAACUGCCGACAAGUUACGAAAUAAACUUACACAGUCGAAAAAGUGUAGCUUUUGUUAUAUUUCAGUCUCAUCUCGAAUAGAUAAUGUAACGACUUCCCCCAUUCUUGCGGGUAUGCGCUCCUUAAAAUCCAAACAUAUGUUGUUAUAUUACACAUUUAUUGCAUAUUCAUUUCGGCCUUUCAAAACAUCAUAUAUCUCUUUCUGUAACCUAUUUUCCAUAAGCUGUUCUAUGGUCUCCUAGCCAUAUUAAACCACCGUACUGUAUAUUUUGGACUAAUAUUUUAUAACUAAUCUAUAUGGACUGUAUACUACAUUAAAUGAGGCAUUAUGGAGUUUUAAAAUGGACUUUACUAUAAUAGUAUAUCAUUACACAAACAUUUUGCACAGUCAUACAAUUUUUUUUAAUUCCUUUAUUCUGAAUACAAAAUAACAUUCAUUGAUGAAAAGACAAUAAAGUACCAAUAAAAAAGCAAACCUAUUUCCAUUCUGGUUCAAACUAUUAAAUAUACAAUACAAAAUAAAAAACAGCCAUUGAUCUCAAUUUUUUUUACAUGAUUAAAAUAAUAGCUAAGCAUAGGGUGGUGGAGUACAAAUUUUUAAAAUAAAAGAGAAACGGCUUUCUAUGUGAACUUCAAAGUUAGCUUAUUAUUUUUUUUUUCUCUUUUGCGGGUGUCUCCCAAUUUUAUAUUUUGCAACAGAAUAUACAAAAAAGACCACGUCAUUUUCAUUACAUUCAUUACGAAUGCAUAUGUUUUUUUCUAAUUCAAUAUAUUUUCCUUUAUAUUUUAGACUUGUGUUUACACCUAAGCUAGCACAAUUUCCAACCUUAAUAAAAGCCAUUUCAGCAGAUUUUUAAAAUUAAUAUUUACAUUAAAAUAUAAUUUAUACACUUAUAAACGGGGCUGUUACACAGGAUGUAUUCAACAUUUUACCAGAAAUGUGUAUUGUAAACACAAAUUUUAUCAUUAGUUAAAAAAACCCCCCAAGAUAUGUGAUGUUACUUAUUGUCUUCCUUCUUUAUAAUACAUUGUAUUUCACGUAUUAAGCAGAUCAUAAAGAGUAACCAUAACAACGUUUAUUUCAACUUAGCUUUAUAAAUUAUGUUCUUUUAAUUUUAUAUAAUUUCUUACUUUAUCAUGACACUCACAUAGAAAGUGCAUUGCAUUACAUUGAACACUUAAAAGAGGAUCAGCUCAAUCACAAUCAUACCUCUUAAAGGUUAACUUUUAAUACGAUGUGCAUAUAUUAGUUUGUAUAUCAUUUUUUUUUCUAUUUUUAAACAUUUUGCAGAAAAUUUACUUAUACAUAAAACCAGUAAACCAAGAAAUAAAAAUGAGCAGAAAGGGCUUUGCUAACAAUAUGGUGAUCUAUUGUCAAUAUGUACCAUUGAUCAUUUAAAAACCUCAUUUCUGGUUCACAUACAAUGACCUUUAAAAAAAAAACACUAUAUGUACACCGUUCGCCAGCGCGAAGGUCAGAGUGAGAGUCAAAAUAUUAAAAAUAUAUAUAUAUAAAGUGAUUGCAGUUCCUAGUGGUCUGGCGAAUUUCAACUUUUUCUGUCAGAAAUGCCACCUACAAAGUCAAAAAUAAAAACAAUACAUUUUGCAUUGUCUAAGUAUUAGUCAAAAAGUGACUGUAAUUAAAUCGGCUGCACGAUGUACUGUGAUAACGUACACUGUUCUUUUAUUUAUGUUUUUAUUUUGAUUUAUGUCACAAUGUAUGGUUAAUCAAAAAUAAGUCACAGGGAGGAUAUACAUGUGCGUUGAUUCCUAUAACCUUAUUGAAAGGCAUAUAUAAUUUUAUUAUAUUUUGUUUUUCCACGAUUACACUAUAAGAGAAACCCGGAUUUUAAUUGUUAGUUUUUAACUAAUGAUUUAUUAUUUCAUUAUUUUAGAGAAUGCUAUAAAAAAAAGGUCUUCAAUGGUGUAGGUAGGCUAAUUGUAGACUUAGAGGUUAACAUUUACGAACACACUUUGAUACUGUAGGCCUACAUCAAAGAGAAAUUCGAAAAUGACCACCGAGCACUGAGAGACUGAAAAUUAAUACUGAACCGGAAGAAUAGCAACGACAUGAAGGGUAUGUGAAUUUCAAAUCGAACAGCGUUGGAAGUGGAAAAAUAAGUAAAUGAAAAUUUGAGAAGAUAUCUAAAUAAUAAGCGUAAAAUACUGUAUUAAUUGGCAAGUAAAAUGUAAAGUUUGCAGGCCUGUACAUCCAGUAGAUGGGGUGUUGCGAAGGGUAUGCAACUGAGGGUGUGUAUAACGUCCUCAUUUCCAAGACAGUCGGGGAUGUACUGAAUAUAAAUUUGUGAGUUUCUGUUAUUUAAAAAUAAAACCUUAAAUUUGUACAUUUACCAGUAGGCCUAAUUUACUCAGUCUGUCGUGAUUCGGAAAAACGCAAUUUAUCCAUUUUUUGAGAUUCCGGCUUAGGGGCACCCUGUGGAUGUAAUCUAUCAUAGGAAGUGAUCAUAUACUCCAGACAAUUUUUUCGAAAUAUGAUAUUAUUAUGAGAGUUACGCAUUGUAUUCGUCCACCAAGCAUUAUAUCCACUAGGCAUUGAAAUGUUGGCAAUCAACCAAUCAUAGAAGACAAUUAUGCAUAUUUAAUUACUUCCACCGAUGGUGGCGGUACAAUAAUAUUAAGUUUGGUUAUGGUCAGAGUACAAUUAUUGAAAGAAUUGCAUUAUAUUAUUUUUCCUUUAAGAAGAAGUAACGACUUAAAAGUUGUCAUAAGAUGAAUUUUAGAACCAUAUUAUUACCUAAGAUUAUUAGGUUACGGUAAACUUUCCACGUCGGCGCACGCGUGCACUGAAAACUUACGGUAAAUAUUUUUGGAAAUUGGAAUAUGUGUAGAAUGAUAUUGAUAAAUGUAUAGGUGUAAUUUAAAAGUGAUAUUGUUAAAAUAUCAGAAUUCUCCGUACGAUGCUAUUAAGCAUUUAUAGAAUGGACUUCCUAAUGUUGUAAUAAUAUUAGACUGUAAGGCCAUUAACAAACAACAUAAAACAAGAUUUCCACGUCUUUGCAUGCAUAAAACGUAUAAUUUCCUAAAAAUGUAGAUGUAUGAGAUUGACAGUCAAUAAAAAUUCUCUCUACCCAUCUAUGCUAA